AAUUCCACGCCAGUCAGGGCUAAAUAGUGAAACCCUGUCUCAUUUACUAAAAAUAGGGGGAAACACCAAAGUAGACAUAAAUUCUGUUUUUUCCUAUGUCCUUCCUACAGUGCUGGGUCAGGAUCCCUUCCUUGUUUUAAGCCCUCACCGAGUGUGUGGCCAAAGUCAAGCUCUACAUGUCACUGGGUUUUAGUUCAGCUUCUUGGUAACCUUCCUGGUCACCAGCUUCAGCCCUCAGAGUCGAUUUUGUUCUCUUACAUAUGAGGAAACUGAGGCCCAGAGAGGUUAAGUGUAUUGGCCAAAGUCAAAGAGCUAGUAAGUGAUGGAGCCAGGACUCAAACUCAGCUUAGGAGCAAUGUCCACCUUGUUCCCUUCACUCUUCCCUCGUGUGACUGAGACACUGUGGUUUAACCUGGAUCGACCCUGUGUGGAGGAGACAGAGCUGCAGCAGCAGGAGCAGCAGCAUCAGGCCUGGCUCCAAAGCAUCGCAGAGAAAGACAACAACCUGGUACCUAUUGGCAAGCCUGCCUCAGAGCACUACGAUGACGAGGAAGAAGAGGAUGAUGAAGAUGAUGAGGACAGUGAAGAGGACUCAGAAGAUGAUGAGGACAUGCAGGACAUGGAUGAGAUGAAUGACUAUAAUGAGUCCCCUGAUGAUGGAGAGGUCAAUGAGGUGGACAUGGAAGGCAACGAACAGGAUCAGGACCAGUGGAUGAUCUAGGUAGACAAACCAAGGUGGCCUCAGUGUGAUUCCAGACCACCCCAGCCUAUUUUGAAUCUUCAGCCUGCAGAAGCAGCUGUGGCUGUAGUGCCUAAAGCUUUCCCUUAGGCACUUACUCAGCUGCUGCCAGGACGAGGUCUCCUUGGGCCCUUCCAGGCCACCAGUCUUCCCUUGAAUCCCAAGAGCCUGAGCCCAUCCCACCUUCCUGGCUGGUACCUCACUCCUUGGUUGCCAGGUGUGGUCCCUUUCUAACCCUCCUUAAUAAAGACACAGGACUGAUUCUU
Molecule: messenger RNA, 1005 nt
Organism: Arvicanthis niloticus (Nile rat)
Lineage: Eukaryota; Metazoa; Chordata; Mammalia; Rodentia; Muridae
Gene: Anapc15
Product: anaphase promoting complex subunit 15
Biological process (GO): regulation of mitotic cell cycle spindle assembly checkpoint
Cellular component (GO): anaphase-promoting complex
Source: RefSeq, a predicted model, not a curated record